This is a messenger RNA of Arvicanthis niloticus (Nile rat), 1192 nucleotides long. Lineage: Eukaryota; Metazoa; Chordata; Mammalia; Rodentia; Muridae. The record is from RefSeq and is a predicted model, not a curated record.
UUUGUGAGUCGGUCGGGUUACUGGGCCCCGAGGCCGCCCGGCUGGGGCGGCGGGCUCACCUAUGGGCCAGUCGAGAAGCAAACCCAGAGAGAAGAAAGUUGAAGAGGAGAAGAGCACUACCACUUUAGUUACAAAGACUAAGGAGAAAGUAAUGGAGAAGGAGGCCAAGCAGCCUGACAAAGAGUCUCAGCCUGCCGAAAGCCUGUUCGGGACAGGGACAUCCAAGCACUCAAGGCCUUCGUCUUCCUCUGAAGGGCCGGAGAUGGCGACCACGUGUCUACUGCACAGCAUAGCACCAGCAUCAAGGACUCUGUGCUCCAGUGUGCCACUUCAACAUCAGGGACGUCUUCCUGCACAGUGCCCAGGGAUCUGGAAGGCUGCAGCGUCACAGGCACACAAGACCAUGCUGACUCUUAAGAGAUCUGGGGCCUCGCUUGCUAUUGGCAAGGAAAUCUUUGUGAGGUAGGCUUCAUCUGCCCAACCUCUCUAAGAUGGGUUCAGCUCUACAUGUGUGUGAUGUGCCGGAGGAGCCAUAAGGUAUCAAAGUAGACAAGGCCUUUGCCAGCAAGAAGCUACCCAUUUGAAGGCCACCUGUGACACCUGUCACACAGUGUCAUGUUGGGAGGAAAAGCAGGUGGACAUGAAGAGAAACCAAGUGAGUCUGGUGUCAAGAAAAGUGGCGGGGCAGGCUCGACCAUCACAGGAACAAAGCCACUGACACAUGCGACCCUGGAGGGGGCCUCAAAGCAUGAUGUGAGAUGAAGUCAGGUGUGAAUGUCCAUAGACAGCAUGACUUUCUAUGAAAGCCUUGAACUCACGGUCCUUUGGCUGCAGCAUCCAGCAGUGUAUGAGCUGUCAUGCCCAUUUGGAAAUGAUUCUAAAAGUGAACAGGUUGGGCAUGGAGUUAUAGUGCCAGCUACUCAGGAGACUGAAGCAGGAGGAUCAUGUGAGCCAACCUGGGCAACAUUGUGAGACCCUGUGUUUUCAAAGCCCUGGGGAGAGUGCCUACCAUACAAGAAGCACAAAGGUGUGGGUUCCUUCACCAGUACCCCAUAAAGCAGGCAUGGUAGCACAUGCCUGGAAUCUUAACACUUGAGACAGGAGAAGCAUGAAUUCAGGGGAAGCUGUCUUUACAUGAAGUGUUCAGGUCCAGCCUGGGCUACGUGAUACCUGGAGAGUUGACUCAGCAGUU